Messenger RNA from Lethenteron reissneri (Far Eastern brook lamprey), 17132 nucleotides. RefSeq names its product collagen alpha-1(XIV) chain-like. Gene Ontology annotation, molecular function: protein binding. NCBI's taxonomy places the organism in Eukaryota, Metazoa, Chordata, Hyperoartia, Petromyzontiformes, Petromyzontidae. The record is from RefSeq and is a predicted model, not a curated record.
AGUGCGGUCGCUGUGGGAAUAAUACGAAGGGAUCCUGAGUCAGCUCGGCAUGGAAGUGUAGAUGCACGUCGUCGUCAUCAUCAUGCGUUAUUUAUACCACCACAGCAGAGGAGGUAUUUGGGAUAAUUAGGAAGGAAGUGGGUGCAGAACAAAAAGACAUUACAACACAGACACCGUGGUAGACGCGGUGAUGGGCUGCACGUGACUGGCCACAGUGGGUGCUCGACUGGAUGCGGUGUGCUGAGUGCGGAGAUAUCUUCCAGGUCGCUGACCUGGACAGACCCGGCUGAGAUGAAGCCCUGGACGGAGUGAGGCCGCCCGUAAACCUGCGCUUCAAGGUGCUGUCGGGCAGCAGCGUGCGGGUGCUGUGGCGCUCGCCGCGUGGCGCCAUCCUGGGCUACAGGCUCCACGUGCUGCCCACCAACGACGAGGCCGUGCGAGAGAUCUCGCUCUCACGUGACGCCACGUACGCCGUCAUCGAGGACCUGGUGCCCAGGACCAAGUACGUCGUGACCAUGGUGGCGUAUGACGCGUCGGGGGAGAGCCCGCCCGUCACGGGAGAGAUCACACUGGAGAUGGUGCGCCCGGGAGGACCCCGAGGAGGUACGGACACAGGCGCCUCGCCAGAAGAGACGUCCGUCUCACAGGGUUGCGCCCCGUCCACGGAGGCCGAGCUCGUGCUGCUGCUGGAGGCGACGCGGGGCCUGGACGAGGCCGACUCGCGCCUCGCGCUGUCCUUCGCGUCGGCCCUCGCGGGGGCCUUCCCCGUGGGGGCCGCGACGCGCGUGGCCCUGGUGCUGUACGGCGCCGCGGCGCGCACCCGCGUCGCGCUAGGCGCCGAGACGCGGCACGCGCGGCUCGCCAACCUCAUCCUCGGUCAGCCCCUGCAGCAGGAGGGACCCCCCAACGCCGGCGAGGCACUGCGGCACAGCCUGGACACGCUGCUGGGCCCCGCGUCCCCCGCGCGCCCCACCGCGGCGCGCCUCCUCGUGCUGCUCGCACGCAGCGCGUCGCACGACGACGUCGCCAGCGCCGCCGCUGCGCUGCACGAGGCGGGCGUGGACGCGUUCGCCGUGGGGCUGCCGGGAGCCGUCGCCAGCCAACUGCGCCUGGUGGCGUCGCAGCCGGAGCACCUGCUGAUCGUGGCUGGCGCCGCGGAGCUGCCCCAUGCCCUGCCCCGCCUGGUGGCCCUGCUGUGCGCGAGCGCCGAGGCCCAGAUGGCUCUGCUGCGCCAGGGAGACGUGGAGCCACCGAUUCAGGUGCACGUGUCGGAGGUGACGUCGCGCUCGCUGCGCAUCAGAUGGGCGCUCCCCGCGGGCCCCGUCUCGGGCUUCCGUGCGGUGUGCGCCCCCGCGGGGGGCCCCGGGAGCAACGGCGUCCCCGCGGGCGGCCCCCCGCCCGUCGCCGGCGGCGGCAUUCAAGAGCAGACGCUGGGCGGGCGCGACACGACGGCCGUGUUCCGUGGGCUGCGCUCGGACACGGAGUACCGCGUCAGCGUCUACUCCCUGCAGGGCCGCGCGCUCAGCGCGCCCGAGACGCGCACCACACGCACCAAGAGCACCAAGGUCACCGUGGAGUGCACGUCGUACGUGGAAGUGCGGGCCGACAUCGUCUUCCUGGUCGAUGGUUCCUACAGCAUCGGCUUGGACAACUUCGCCAAAGUGCGCUCGUUUCUCGACGUGCUCGCUAAGACGUUCGACGUGAGCCCAACCAAGGUGCGGCUCGGCCUGGUGCAGUACUCCCGCGAGCCCGUGCUGGAGUUUGCGCUGGACAAACACACAACAAGGGAGGCCAUCCUGGAGGCCCUCAAGAACUUCCCCUAUCGCGGCGGCUCCACCAACACCGGGCGCGCCAUGACCUACGUGCGGCAGCGAGUGUUCGUACAGGCCGCCGGCGCCCGGCCCGAUGUCCCGCAGGUCAUGAUCCUCAUCACGGACGGGAAGUCGUCGGACGAGUUUCGGGAGCCAGCCAAGCAGCUCCGUGACUCCAACGUGGAAAUCUUUGCCGUCGGAGUCAAAGACGCCGUGCAGGCCGAGCUGGAGGCCAUCGCCACGCCGCCCGGGGACACGCACGUCUUCACCGUGGAGGACUUUGACGCGUUUGAGCGGAUCGCCGCCGAGCUCUCGCAGUCCAUCUGCCUGCGCAUCGAGCAGGAGAUCGAGGAGCGGCGGCGACGAUCCCUGCUACCUCCGCAAAACCUCUCCACGUCGGACGUGACGCCCCAAGGCUUUGUCGUGUCGUGGCACGCCGCGCGUGAGGACGCGCGUAGCUUCCGCGUGGAGUACUCGGCGCUGACCUCCGACCCCGCCACGACUCCCGCCGCCCCGGGGUCUGUGACCGUCGCCGGGAACGACAGCAGCGCGCAGCUCGUGGGGCUGGCGCCCGACACCACCUACAGCGUCCGCGUGUUCGCGCUGUACGCGGAGGGCGAGAGCCAGCCGCUCACGGGGGAGGAGACGACCCUCGAAGUGCUGGGAGCAGCGCGCGACCUCGCCGUGUCGGACGAGACCCAGAGCAGCCUGCGGCUGAGCUGGGCGCCGGCGCCGGGCCGGGUGCAGCACUACCGCCUGCGCUACCACGCGGCCGGCAGCUCCACAGGACCGGGCCCCGGGGAGAUGGUGGUGCCGGCGGCACAGACAUCGGCACUGCUGUCGGGCCUCACAGCCGACACGCGCUACGAGCUCUCCGUGGUGGCGAUCUACGCGUCCGGUGAUGGGCCCGAGCUGCAAGGCCCUGGCAAGACGCUGGAAGUGACCGGCACGCCUCGCGAGCUGCUCCUCUCGGACGUGAAGACGCGCAGCAUGCUCGCCACGUGGACGGCGGCGCCGGGCCGCGUGCUCCACUACCGCGUGCUGGCCCGGCCGCCGGGCGGCCCGGCGGGGGAGCCGGCACCCAAAGAGCUGAAGGUGUCCGGCGACGCGACGCGCGCCCUCCUGUCCGAGCUGCUGCCCGACACCGCCUACAGCGUCGCGGUCACCCCCGUGUACCGCUCGGGGAGCGGGGAAGCGGCGCGGGCGCAAGAGACCACCAAGGAAGAACUGGGCCCGCCGCACGGCCUGCGCACAAACGCCAGCGAGACCGGCGUGGCGGUGCGGUGGCAGGCGGCGCCGGGGCGCGUCACCUCGUACCGGGUGUCCUACCGCUCGCUGCUGUCGGAGGCGGACGCCGGCGAGAGGCUGCUGGACGGAGCGGCGCGCUCCACGCAGCUCACGGGGCUGCAGCCCGACACCACGUACGAGCUGUCCGUGAGCGGCGUCUACGCCAGCGGGGAGGGACCCUCCGUCACGGGCAAGGACACCACCCUGGUUCCCGACGGCGGCCGCGUGCGGGUGAGCGAGCGCAACACGACGGCCUUCCGCGCGUCGUGGGCGCCGGCGCCGGGCCCCCCGCAGAGUUACCGCCUCACGUACCGGCCGGUGGAGCCCCUCGGAGAGGGCGGAGACGCCCCCCGGGGCCGCUCGGUCGUGAUGCGGGUGCCUGGGAACACCACGUCGGUGCCGCUGCGACGCCUCAAGCCCGGCACGCGCUACAAGCUGGCGGCGACGCCGGUGUACGGAGGCUGGGAGGGCCGCGCCCGGCACGGGGAGGGGGCCACCGUCGACCCCACCAAGCUGAGGCCCCCUCGCAAUCUGACGACGUCGGACGCGACGAGCAGCAGCUUCCGCGUGUCGUGGCGGCCGGCGCCCGGGGAGGUGACGGCGUACCGCGUGGCCUUCCACCCGGCGGGGGAGCGCGUGUCGCUGCGCGAGCUGCUCGUGAGCCCCGAGGACAGCAGCGCCGUGCUGCAGGAGCUCAGGUCUGGCACUCCGUACAAGGUGAGUGUGUUUGCAAUGUACGAGGAUGGGCCAAGCGAACCGCUCCUCGGCUCCGAGGUCACCACUCCCGACCUCCCUCCCGCCAACAUUGAAUUGUACGAAUGCGCCAGCUCGGCCGUGGCCGACAUCGUCAUCCUGGUGGAUGGCUCCUGGAGCAUCGGCCGACUCAACUUCCGUCUCGUCCGCCAGUUCAUCGAGCAGCUCGUCAACUCGUUCGACAUCGGGGACAAGAUCCGCGUGGGUCUGGCGCAGUACAGCGGAGACCCCAGAACGGAGUGGAACCUCAACAGCUUCUCUACGAAGGACACCACCCUGGAAGCCGUGCGCAACCUUCCCUACAAGGGGGGCAACACGCUGACUGGGCUGGCGCUCACCUACAUCCGCGAGAACAGCUUCACGCCAGAUGCGGGCGCGCGGGAGGGCGUCAACAAGAUCGGCAUCCUCAUCACGGACGGCAAGUCGCAGGACGAGGUGUUCGGGCCCGCGGACAGCCUGCGCGCCAACGGCGUGGAGCUCUUCGCCAUCGGCGUGAAGAACGCGGACGAGAACGAGCUAAAGCAGAUCGCCACCGACCCCGACGACACGCACGUGUACAACGUGGCCGACUUCAGCGCCAUGGCCACCAUCGUGGGCAGCCUCAGCAAGACGGUGUGCCGCAGCGUCGACUUCCCCGGAGGGGCAGACCCCCCGCCCAGCGCUCCGCUCGACCUGGUCACGUCGGAGGUGACGACACGGAGCUUUCGCGUGACGUGGACACCGUCACCCGACCCCGUGGAUCAGUACCGCGUGGUUUACUACCCCCUGGGCAGCGGGGGCUCCCCCCUCGAGGAUGAGGUGGAGGGCUCGCUGAGCACCGUGCUGCUGCGCAGGCUGCAGCCGUCCACGCGCUACGAGGUGUCCGUGUUCGCCGUCAACUCCGUGGGGGCGAGCGAGCCACUCCGCGGGCACGACACGACACUGCCUCUGGAGGGGCCGCGGAACGCACGCACGUACGACGUGACGACCAACAGCAUGCGCGUGCGCUGGGACGUGGUGGCCGACGCCACGGGGUACCGCCUGGUGUUCGCCCCCGUCGACGCGGGCAGCGACCCCAACCAGGAGCGCGAGCUCACGGUGGGCGCCACAGCUAAGAACACUCUGCUGGAUCGCCUCACCCCCAAAACCACGUACCGGAUCGCGCUGUACGCACUGUAUGGCGAGGAGGAGAGCCAGGCCAUCCCUCUGCAGGACACCACACUUCCCUUGGCGGGCCCGCGGAACGCUCGCACGCACGACGUGACGACGCACAGCAUGCGCGUGCGCUGGGACGCGGCCGGGGACGCCUCGGGGUACCGCCUGGUGUUCUCCCCCGUGGACGCGGGCAGCGACACGAGCCAGGAGCGCGAGGUGACGGUGGGCGCGUCCAUCAAGGACACGCUGCUGGACCGCCUGACGCCCAACACGGAGUACCGCAUCGCCCUGUACGCGCUGUACGCGGACCAGGGAAGCGAGCCCAUUCCCCUGCAGGACACCACGUUGCCCCUGCGCGGCGUGCGGAAUCUGAACUUUGCCGACGUGACCCACUCGAGCUUCCGCGUGUCGUGGGACCCGGCGGAGGGCAGGGUGCUCAAGUACCGCGUGCGCUACUCACACGACGACGGCUCCGAGCCCAGCGAGGUGGAGGUGGAGGGCUCGGUGACGAGCCGCGAGCUCACGGGGCUCAACUCCCAGACGCGCUACCGCGUCACCGUCACAGCUGUGUACGCUGAUGGGGAGUCGCCUCCCCUAGCCGGCUCCGAGACCACGCUGAAGGUGCCGCCCCCGCGUCUGCUGCGCUUCUCGGAGGUGACGGAGACGACGUUCCGGGUGACCUGGGUGCACGGCGGGAAGGACGUCCAGCUCUACCGCCUGGCGUGGCGCCCCGUGGCGGGCGGCGCCAUGGAAGAGGUGAUCCUGAACGGAGACGAGAACUCGAAGGUGCUGGAGAACCUGCAGAGGGGCACGCUGUACGAGGUGUCCGUGACCGCCAUCUACCCGGAUGAGUCGGAGAGCAGCCCACUCACGGGCCGCGAGCAGACACUUGACGUCACAACAACCACGCCAACUACCACCACCACUGCCGCUCCGCGCGGCGCCCCGCGGGGCCUGGUGACGAGCGACGAGACGUCGUCGAGCUUCCUCGUGCGCUGGGAGCACGCCGUGGGGGCCGUGCUGCAGUACCGCGUCGUCUACGAGCCCGUGGGGGGCACGCGGUCCCCCGAGGCGGUGUUGGUGGGUGGACGCCGGAACAACGUGAUCCUGCAGAACCUGCUGCCCGACACCCCGUACCGCGUCACCGUCACCUCUCUCUACCAGGCUGGCGAAGGAGGCAACCUGGACGGCACCGCACGCACGCUUCCUCUGGUGGCACCGCGCAACCUGCGCAUCUCGGAGGAGUGGUACACGCGCUUCCGCGUGUCCUGGGAGCCCGUGCGCGGCCCGCUGCUCGGGUACCGCGUCACCUACUCGCCCGCAGCUGGCGGCCCCGCGCAGGACGUGUUUGUGGGGGACGUGACAAGCACGGUGCUGCAGGGCUUGAGCCCCGGCACCGAGUACGGCGUCAAAGUGCAGGCGCUCUACCCCGGGGGCAGCAGCGAGCCCCUGCAGGGGCCCGGACGCACGCUGCCGCUGAUGGUGAGCGAGCUGCGCGCGUUCCGCGUGGAGGUGAACAGCCUGUGCAUGCGCUGGAAGCCGGUGCGCGACGCCGCCUCGUACCGCCUCUCCUGGGAGCCGCUGACAGGAGGUCCCAAGCGUGAAGCGGUCUUCCCGGGCAGCCAGAUCGAGCACUGCAUCCCGGAGCUGCAGGCCGACUCCCCCUACCGCGUCAGCAUCACCGCGCUCGUGGGACAUGCCGAGGGGCCCGCCACCAGCGCCACAGAGCGCACCAUGCCCGUCCCAACCACGACUCCGACCACGACGACCACCACGCCGCCGCCCACGAUCCCUCCUGCCCGCGACGUGUGCAAGGCUGCGAAGGCAGACAUCGUGUUCCUGGUGGACGGCUCCUGGAGCAUCGGCGAUGACAACUUCCACAAGGUGAUCCGCUUCCUGUACGGCACGGCGGGCGCACUGGACAAGAUCGGACCUGACGGGGCACAGGUGGCCAUCGCCCAGUUCAGCGACGACGCGCGCACCGAGUUCCUGCUGAACUCGCACCGUGACAAGGAGAGUCUGCUGCACACCAUCGAGAACAUGCGCUACAAGGGCGGCAACACCAAGACCGGCCGCGCGCUGACGCACGUCCGGGACCACCUGUUUGUGGAGACGGGCGGCAUGCGGCGCAACGUGCCCAAGGUGCUCGUGGUGCUCACGGAUGGCCGCUCCCAGGACGAGACGCCGAUCAUCGCUCGCGAAAUACAGCUCAGUGGCGUCAGCAUCUUCGGGAUCGGCAUCGCGGACGCCGACUACACGGAGCUGGUGUCCAUCGCGAGCCAGCCCACAGAGCGGCACCUCUUCUUCGUGGACGACUUCAACGCCUUCCAGAAGAUCGAAGAUGAACUCAUCGCCUUCAUCUGCGAGACGGCCUCGGCCACCUGCCCGCUCGCGUUCCUCAACGGGCACACGGUGUCAGGGUUUAACAUGAUGGAGUCAUUUGGGCUUUUGGACAAAACCUACUCCAUGCUGAGUGGCGUCGCCAUGGUGCCAGGGACCUUUAACAGCUUUGGCUCCUUCAAGAUUCAACCGGAAGCUCAGCUCCGACAGCUCACCAGCGACGUGCACCCGGACGGCCUGCGGCCAGACUUCACCAUCUCCUUCCUCUUCCGAGUGCUCCCCGAGACCGGGCCCGAGCCGUUCGCGCUGUGGCAGGUGCUGAGCACCAGCGGGAGCCAGCAGGUGGCCAUCAUCCUCGACGUGGGCAAGAAGGUGCUGGCCUACGUCUACCAUGAUGAGCAGGGCCAGAGGCAGGUGGUGACGUUCGACGGGCCCGAGGUGCAGAGGAUAUUCUACGGCAGCUUCCACAAGGUGCACGUGGUGGUGACGCGCGAGAGCGUCAAGGUGCACCUGGACUGCGCGCUGGUGGCGGAGCGCAGCUCGUCGCCGCCGGGGAACGUGACCACCGAGGGCCACGCGGAGAUCGGCCGCCUCCUGCAGUCACGGGGGCCGCGCGCCCGCACCGCCGCGUUUCAGCUACAGAUGUUCGAGAUCGUGUGCAGCAUGGGCUGGACGAGUCGUGACAAGUGCUGCGAGCUCCCGGCCACGAGAGACGAAGCCAAAUGCCCUGCGCUGCCCCAUGCCUGCAAGUGCUCCCUGGACAGCGUGGGGCCGCCCGGACCCCCAGGGCCAGCGGGAGGUCCUGGUAUCCGUGGAGCAAGAGGAACACAAGGGGACCUUGGUUCCAAAGGAGCAGAUGGAAUUCGAGGGGAGUUGGGACCUAUCGGUCAGCAGGGUGCCCCAGGGCCUCAGGGCCCACCCGGCAUGUCGAUACAAGGCGACCCGGGCCGGCAAGGAGAGAAGGGAGAGAAGGGAGAACCAGGCCCACCAGGUCCUCAGGGACCCCAAGGGCUACAAGGUCCGACGGGCAGGGAUGGGCCUGCAGGACAGAGGGGUCUGCCUGGAAAAACCGGGGAGCAAGGACCCAGAGGACCUCCAGGGCCCAUGGGGCAGCCCGGGUCACCGGGGCCACAGGGUGACGUGGGGGCCCCAGGCACGCGUGGCAACCGGGGGCUGCAGGGUUUGCUGGGCUCGAGAGGUGAGAAAGGAGACAAGGGGGAUCCGAUGUCCCAGAACAUGAUUCGGUCCGUGGCCAGACAGGUGUGCGAACAGCUGAUCAGCUCCCAAAUGCACCGCUACACAAACCUGAUCCAGCAAGCCCCCAACAACAACUAUCCGGCUCGUGAGGUGAGGGGGCCCCCGGGACCCCCCGGCAAUUCAGGCUCCCAAGGGCCCCCAGGAGAACCCGGCAGCCAGGGCCGCCCAGGCUUCCCGGGGGAGCCCGGCAUGGGAGGCUCCUCCGGAGAGAGGGGUUUGCCUGGAGACAAGGGAGAGAGGGGAUCCCCUGGGAUCAGCCAGCAGGGCCCUCCCGGCCCUCCCGGGCUUCCAGGCCCCCCCGGGGACUCGCGCACGGGCAGCCCCGGCUCCCGAGGCCUUCACGGGGCAACGGGCCCCCCCGGGUCCCCCGGCAGCCCGGGCCCUGCCGGUGCCCCAGGACCGCAGGGAUACUGCGACUCGUCCCAGUGCAACCUGGUCUACAACAUUGACGGUUACUCUGGCCCCGAGCAGUAGCUGCGCCGCUUGCGACCUCUGGACGCUGCCGCUGCUCGCAACGUAACGCCGCUGGGAAUCGCAAACCUCAAGCCUCUGCUGGGUCGACGCGCUUUGCUUCGCACCCUGCCACUCAACUUCUUCUCCUCCCUUCUGCCACUGCAGUUUUUUUUGGUGUUUCUUUUACAUUUUUGUGGUCAUACGGUUUUUUUAAGCUUUAGUAGAUUGCCUUAUUGAACAUUGCUGUUGACGGUUCGUUACGCUCUGUGUCCUGAGAGUUAAAGGUUACAUUGAAGUGCAAGUCUAGAGAAAUGUGUGUAAUCAUAAAAUUGUGCUUUUACUGUCUAGGCACUCGUGCUUGCAGAACUUCCACCACCACCACUGAACUUUGUCAUGUACAUGCACCUGCACUGCUGCAAAAAAAUGUGUUUGCCCAGCUAGCAACAUGGGGCUCUGCUUCCUGGUGCUUUUGCUGGCCUGUAUACUGGGUCUUCAACGUGUACAGACAUACAACGGCACACCCGCUGCACAUUUCCCACGCCUUCUGUAGAGAAUGGAUUUUUUAUUAUUAUUAUUGUUCAUGCACAUGAUUUUUGCUGGGGGAUUGUUUUUGCCGGGGUCCUUUUUCGCGCUUGGUUAUGGGAUGCUGAAAGUCUUGUGUGGUUUUUUUUUGCGCUCGGGUUCUCCGCAAGCUCAUGCAGGGUGGUGUGCAUGGUGCCCACGUCCCCGUGACCAACCCAGGCCUUCGCUCUUGUCCCCCUUUUUCCUAAACAGGAACGCGUCCCAACCAUUACCGCUGGCUCCCCCACGAAGUAAAAGUUUCAUUCAUAGAGAACAUGGCAAUCAUUGUUGAAGUGAUUCCCUAAAAUGGGUUUACAGGAUUUGAAUUUCAUACUGGGAACAUUUGAAACUGGAGGGUGCAGUUUUAGUUUGCAGCCCCAUACUUCAGGGCGUGAAAUUCCGUGCCGAGUUAUCCUUACACCUCACAUGCCCUGUGCGUGGGUCCCACCAUGUGUGUAUUUUCUUGAUGGCAAACGUAGUAAGAAUCAAAUUAAUAUAUUGCCAAGUAUCGUGCGCCUCACCCUUUGUAUUGCAUUAAAGACCCGUAUUUGACGACACCCAGGGUUGACAGUUGCACAUUUGUACUGCCCUUAAGACAUCGAUGUCGGCAAAUGUUUCUGUACAAAAGUAGGCAAUUACUCUCGUGUAGCAAUGCGACGGAUGACACAAGCCGUCACAGUUGAGCUUUCUGAUGUGUCUUUGGGUUGUACCGCGUUAUUGUUCAGCAUGAUAUCCGACGUUUCGCUCCACGUGCCAGGAACUGAAUUAAAGCUCUCCGUACAUGGAGCAAAACUGAGUUGAGUUUGUGAAGCCUAUGGCGCAUGUAUCGAAAUGUCAGAAAUCAAGCUAAGCAUGCGGUACAACCCAAAAACACAUCGGGAGAGCUUUGCAGCACCACUGUGAAUAUGCACGCAGUUGAAUAUUAUCGUUUCGACUGCUUAUCAGUUCAUAUUCAGAACUUGCUACCAAAUUUGAUGCGGGAACUCAUUUUUAUAAUAGCAUUGGCUUGCAGCUGUCAGCCAUUCAUUUGAUUUCCUUAAGCAGUAGAGCCCCCAUUACAGGCUCACCUUCAUAACAGACAUGCGUACACGUUGUGAAAUCAUAUGUGCGGCGAAUACAUGUCCUCUGUUCCUGGGAAUUGCUUGCUGAUAAAAAUACUCACUUGGCGUGUCCGAGUCAGGCCAACUGCCUCGGGUGGACAACGCUAAGACUCGGCCAAUGCAGUUUGCCUCUUGUGUAGCAGUGUAGAGAUUUUCUCCAGUUCUCAUUUUUGCUAAGUCAACAACAAAUCGUUCGUUUCCACUUCAUACUGUCGGUAAGUUCCUCUGGGCACAGCAGGGUCACAGAGAGGACAAGACUUAGGUCAAAUGUACACGUGUAUAGCUCGCUCGCUCCAAUGCCGCUCCACAGCCGAGUUGCUUGGGACUUGACAGGGACACGGGACUGAAGGUGCAUUAUCGGGUACCGAAUUCUACGGGGACAAAAAUUGCCGAGCGACAGAGACGUGGAAUUGGCGUGGCCUGGAGUUACCCCGUCCAGCUCACCCUGUCAAGGCCAACGAGAUGGCUUGCGUCCUGCAGCAUUGUUACCGUGCCAGGCAGAAGCAAGAGACGAACGGGGGUUGGUCGAAUUCGUUUUAUAAUGAAAGCGGGAGCCGUGAAAAGUGGGUAUCUGUUGGUUGGAGGGAGGCCACCUCUUGCUUGUGCGAGCAGCUUCGGCGAAAUGCAGCUGCACCAACAUGCCCCUUGUGAAUGGAGCCGAGAACUCGGGGGACACCCUUGCCUCGGGCUCCCGUGGGCCGUGGCAAAAUUAAUCGGCUUUUAAGAUAUAAAGAAUGUGCUGUAAAGAAUCGUUCCAAUGUCGAGCCUCUUAGCAGAAAUGUUAGCGUUCGGUUACAACUGUAGCGGUAGUAAAUGCAUUUGUAAAAGCUUACGGGGAUGUCGCUUCUUGUGUCGCGGGCUCAAACUGGUAAUCCAGGCAACGUGCAGGCGAUGGGUCGGCGUGGACCAAAGAGGACAUUGGUCCAGUCCUGGCCCAACGCAGUACAUUGACUGAAGUAUACCGCACUGGGCCCUUCCUGGCAGAACUCUGUCCACGCUCGCUUCCUCGAGUAGUCGUGUCGGACCGCGUCGCUGUCUGUAAGUUUAUUGUGUUGAUAGGGAGUGUCGGCUGGUUUGAAAGCGCCGCGCCUAUUAUUUCCUUUGUUACUUUUACUAAUACAUGUUGGUGGAUUAUCAUAGUGAGGUGCUUUUGUGGGUGCGGGUCUCUUGACGACAAAAAAAAAACGUUUUCACCGCAACUCCCCCGGGGCACAGUCCUCAUUUCCGAGUCGAAUCAUGAACGACGUUUACAUUCGACCACGCUGCAGAGCGUCAUCCUCCGCAGAGGUUACUCUUACAUGGAAUAGCCCGAGAGAAGAUGCUGAGCUCCAACACCCUGCAUUGCCUGCACGUGGUUGUGAUGUUGGCCUCAAAUUUGAGGCGGCCCGCAAAUCCCACUUGGGACUUUCCCGUCUCAGGUAACGAAUCCAGGAUGUGUCUUCGUGUACAGCCAUGAUGUCAAUCCACAGUUGGGUGAAGGCCUUCCCCACGCCAUUUGUGGGGGUUAAUUGAUUAUACUUCUUCACCAUGCUGGUCAAUGUGGGUUGGUGAAGAUGGGGAGCAUUUAAUUACAACACCGCAACAAUGUAAUGUAUUGCACACGGCUUAGAACCUACUGUGCAUGGUGCUCAUUCGACUAUUACGUUGCAGGCUUAAGCCUGCUUAGCACAUUCCGCCUGAUUUGGUCAUAAUCUCACAUGCUCUUUUAAUUGAACACAAUUUGGGCUGGGUAAGAAGCCACCUCAUCACCUUGCUCGUGUUACCUGCAACUGGAAGGAACGGGCUGGAGUCACCUCAAAUUGGAACCACGUGGGCCACAUUUCGGAAUAUUGAAGGCAGAUAUUUCUCAAACACCGCGUUGUACAUUGGGCAUUCAGAUGCAACGAGGACAACGUCGGUUCCAACCGUCUCGUCGCUUGAGCCGACUUGGGCGCGUCAAGAGCCAGUGCGUUGUUGACACGCCGAGAUGAAGUCAGCUGCGAUGUUGGCGAAUGCUCCGCGCCGCAUGAGGCUGUGUUGGUUGGCUGUGCGCGUGGGGGGCGAGCUGGGCGCGCCACAGCCGUGCACAGGCGACUCGUGUUCGCGUCUUUGCGAGGUUGGAUUUGCAGUGAUAAAAGGUGCAGAUUUAGGAAGGUCUGUUUGCUCGCGUGGUUCGCGUGCAGCAGACAACAUUAUUCAACACGCGGCGACUGCUUUUAAACCACGUGGACGUGAGAGCGCCAGUGACAGUCACGCACACACAUUCGGAGGCUCGCGGUGUCGCGCACCGCGUUAACUGGGUUUCCGAUUCACCGUUUACCCAAAAAGUGUCUUUAAUUAUAUUGACGUUUUGGGAGGUGGGGGGAGGGGAGUCGUUAGGACAUACACACACGUUCUUCCUAAAACCCAUCAUCCUUGCAUAAAGAUACAUUUGAAAUGCAAAUGUCCUUUGUGUUUUGUUGAAUGCAUGUUGGGCGUGUUGGAUCCGUUUUAAGUCGACAAGGUAACACGUGAUGGAUCACAUUUGCUGGCGGUUUAAACUAAGUGGCAACUAAAAACUAAAAUAAUCCCAAAGUACACGGGGCGGUGGUUGCAGAGAAACAAUUGUGUUUUGGAAAAAUCUGUUCAUUUGACUAGUGAUUUUAUCAUUUUGAUUUCAGUAAGCCGAAUUAUCGACUUAGGAUGGAAACCCAGGAAAUUGGAUACACCUAAAGUCGCUACCUGUGUGUGUGUGACCACUGCGCUCUCAUCGUAUUCGUAUUGGUCCAUAGUGAAUGCAUUACACUCUGUAACACAAUUUUUGUUCCUUGGGUACGAAGUGUUAUUUUUUUUAUUGUUUAUGCCUAAAAAGUAUAGAAAAUGGCUAUUAUUCCCCAGAAACUUUGCUUUUGUGACCAGGACUUUGUGAACGAAAGACACAAAUGCACACGUUUUCUCAUUGAAAAUAGGUACAUUGCAAAAUAUCACUGUCUUGGUCACAAAAGCAAAGUUUGUGGGUAAUAAUAGCCGUUUUCUGUACUUUUGAGGCAUAAACAAUGAGGAAAUAACACACUACCCAGGAAAAAAAAAUGUUUGUUACACAGUGAAUUAUCACUGGCAAGGUGGGGUCAUCAUUGUCGUUUGGAACUCGGGGCUCGUUAACAAAACUAUGGUCCGCUUUAACGUUCCUCCGUGCAUCGCUCAACCUUAGCAAUGGAAGCGGCACCUCCUUGGCUUCGAAGUUAAAUUAAUAAAGUUAAUUAUUUCGCACAAACGUGUGAGGCAAUGAAGUCAACUUCCUUGGUGCAAGCGUGGUUAGGCUCUGUCGUGGCACGGCGCCCGCGAGUGGUGAACCUGGUCUCCACCUUCAGUGAGUCGUGUACACGAUUCUUCCAUCGGCUCCACGCACCGUGUAUCUCAUAGCUCCAUUACACGAGUGCAGACCAUCGAUUAUCCGGCUGCUUCCAACAUUAUCCGGUGGUCCCGGGCCGAUCCGGCCAAAUCGCUCCAAAGUCUGUAACCCAGUCCGGCGAUCGGCACCAUGUAGCGCGAUAAAAAAAAAGUAUCUACACUUGAUUUCAGUGUCAAAUAUGAUACACAGUAUAUUAUACACUACACACAACUUAAACAAUAAAAGUACUGCGCGUGCAUGCAUCACCCCGUGGUGCAGAGUAUUCGAGAUUGGAGUGGUAAGUACGGUACAGUAAAUACAGUAACUGUUUAAAGUAGGAAGUUUCAUUUUGUUUAUUUGUAUGUUUACUUAUGCCAAUUUCAUAUAGUAUCUUCCGAAUGCAUACCUAGUACAUAUGUUGUCACUACACGUCUCAACAUCUCUCUUCUGAGUAAACCUCUCAUAUCUCACCUGUUCUAAAUAUCUCUCGUAUAGAUUGUUUUGGAGUGCAUCAUAUAUCUGUUCCUGCGCUCUUGACAUGUGAGUCAAUCCAGCUGCCAAUGCAGAAAAGUAUGAACACCCCUAGUUCGGACAUUGUUCACGCUGAUAUGAAACUGCGUCGUGCAAGCAAAGGUCAUACUGUGCAUAUGUGUAAACAUUAAUUAUAGGUCUGUGAUGAUGAAAUGUGUCACACUUGAUACAUAAAUCUUGACUUAAAGCUUCCGUGACUGCAGGAAUACAUAUUCUAUGGAUCUUUCGGUAAAGCCACGUAGAUAGAACGUAAAAUUCGUGAUCUGAUCCCAUCUGUGAAUGAUGUGAUCCCUGACAUGCAAUACCCCGGUGUCUACAAACUAAGCUGUGGCUGCGGCAGUAGUUACAUUGGGGAAACCAAGCGACAUGUCUCAGACCGUGUUCGUGAACAUAAGGCGGAUCUGAAACACGGUAGGACCAAUACCUCAGCCGUGGCUGAUCAUUGUUUUAACGCAGUGGGCUCACGAAAUAGAUGUUUCCAAGACGAAGGUACUCUGCAAACCUACUGGCUAUCAGCAAAGAUUCGUUCAUGAAGCCAUCCAGAUAUAUAACAGACAAUUUCAACCGAGACGAUGGGUACAAACUGAGCAAUCAUUGGAAGGACGAUAUUAACCAGUUUAAGAGUUGCAUUGCCAGGUUGGAUGUCUUUGCAUUGACAUGCUGGAUGUCUCACUAGCAUUGCCACCGUUGCGGUGGUUCUCUUACAUUGACAUGCUAAUCUCUCACAAUACAAUGGCCACCUCCACAGCCUCAGGGCGCCCUCCGAUCUUACAUUUACAUGAAAAUACCUUCUCUAGCCCCUUCCACUUACCCUUGGGCGACACACAAUCAACGGGCUGAAUGUCUCACUAGCACAUCCACCGUUGCGGUGGUUCUCUUACAUUGGCAUGUUAGUCUCUCACAAUACAAUGGCCACCUCCACAGCCUCAGGGUGCCCUCCGAUCUUACAUUUACAUGAAAAUACCACCUCUAGCCCCGCCCACUUACACUUGGGCUACACCCAAUACAAUGGCCACCUCCGCAGCUUUGGUGGCGCCCUACAGGCUAAUCUCUCACAAUACAAAGGACAAUGCCCUAGCCAUUGACAUGCUAAUCUCUCACAAUACAAAGGCCAUUGCCCCAGCCUCUGUGGUUGGACCAUCUCUAGCUCCACCCACCUACCUUGAUGCACCCAUCUCAGGCCUAUAUAAGACCUUGUUUCAGCAGUUUUCUCUCACCUGAAGACGAUUGCUUGUGUUGCGAUCGAAGCGUCGUGAUUUUUUUCUAUAUACGUGGCUUUACCGAAAGAACCAUAUAAUAUAUACUUGAUACGUAUUUGAUCCGACCAGAAACUCCGUUAGGAUUUCAAAAGAUCUCCCCUUCGCUUUUUACCCAGCCUGUAAACUUCAUAGGUUUGUGUUCAGACUCUCUAACAUCAGUCACAUUUGGAUCUAGAAAUUUCUCAACAUCUACAUUUCAAGAUUAUAAAAAAGGCCUUAUAUUAUUAUUAUUUUUAAAACCCUGCAUUUUCUAUGGUAAAUAUCCAUAAGAUAUAAACUUCCAGGGCCUCAAGUGGAGAGAUCACCCCUUUCCUCAGUGGCGACCAUUUCACCAGUCAUGGGCCUCCCAUAGGUCGAUCUGUAAACAUCAGUGCAGCGAUACCUUGACUUUCGUACACUUGACUUUCACCGCUUUGCUCUUUCGGCCGUUUUCAAAUUUCGUCCACGUGCUUUCCUCUUUCGUCCGAUUUCAUCCAACCUUCCACGACGUUCGUGCCACGCACCAUCUUUUUCGUUCAGUCUUUGAAUAGAAGUCGUUCAGUAAGGAUCUCUUAUAUUUGUGUUUAUUCAUAUAUUAAUACUGUAUUUAUUUCUGUGAUUAUACUGUAAACAAUACAUAGUUAAUUUUGUGAUAACAGUAUAAUACAGUCUUUUUACAUUCGUCCAUUUUUGACAUUCUUCCACGCUCUGGUCCCUAACCAGACGAAAGUGCAAGGUAUUCCUCUACUGUGGAUAAAAAGGCAGCCGGAUGUAGUGAUUGCCACACCACCCCGUCGUGUGCCAUACCGACCUUAAUAAGCCAGCAGAUACAUUAAUUAACUAUGGGUUUGCGGAAAAUACACGCAUCACAUUUGGCACACAGCUUGUAUCCGAAAAGUUUGAGUUUAUUUGAUUCGUUACACGGAUGCUCCCGUUUAGCCAGUUGCCCGGGUAUUUUAUUAGGGGCAUCCGUGUUGUUAGCACAGCUUGAUUAGGUUGAAUUAUUCCAAUGCUAUCUUCAUCCAUAACUAAAUCAAUGUGAUAUAAUUAAUAUAUUCAGUAUUAUUAAGGUUUUAAAUGUGUUUUUAUAGAACCCAUUGCACAAACACAUUGCGCAAAAGCCAUCCUUGCAUGUCGUGUCUGCUCACGAUGCCGUAGAUCUGUCUGUGAGGGUUGCUCAAUUUUUGUAUGGGAGAGAGCAGAGUUAGGAUCCAUUUCCUCUCCCAUGAAAUUCCCUCUAUGUUAUAUAGGGCACCAAUGCGGAUUUUAAACGUGCUUUAAUGGUGACAGGAAGGAAAAUAAAGUCACCCGAGACUUG